Molecule: messenger RNA, 174 nt
Organism: Paramecium tetraurelia
Lineage: Eukaryota; Ciliophora; Oligohymenophorea; Peniculida; Parameciidae
Exons: 1
Source: RefSeq, a predicted model, not a curated record
AUGAUUACAUCCAUUCAUAAAUUAAAAAAUGUUGUAUUUUGGCGAAUUUAUAUUUUAUUAAAAUCUCUUCUAAUCACUGCAAUAGAUAUUUAAUCUGUUAAUGUAAUCAUAAACUUUGACUUCCCACUGACUGUUGAAAUCUAUUUACGUAGCAUAGUCAUAUCAGGAAGGUGA